AUGCCUCCCGAGUCUUCCCAUCUCUUGCCCCAGAGAUUAUGGAAGGAUCAACUCAAGGCCGGGUCCCGCGGUCUUCUCCCCUGGCUGUGGGAUAUUGAUCCAGCUUGCGUCGACGCAAAAGACUUUGAGCCCUGUCCUGGUGGUGAGUCUUUCGAAUGGGACUGGGAGCUGUUGGCGCGGCAGCUCAGCCGGAGCGUUGACUUCGGUGUUCUCCCAGGUGUACCCGACACUGUCAGAGCCACACCCGGCGUUGCUGGCCCUCAAGGCGAGCCAACAAUGGCUGGAACCGGCUAUCAUACCGAUCUAGCCCAUGUACCCGCUGGCCUACACAACCGACGCCGCAUAUGGCAGCUUCUCGAGGAGAUAUUCGUCGGUGAUACAUUGCCAUGGCCAGCCAGACAACGCUGGCGUCAUGCUUGCGUAUCACGCAUGGGGGCGCAACGGCAGGGCGUUCCCUUGUGCUGGGAUAAGGCGGGAAACAUAUUGGCCCGUCCAAUCUGGAUUCCUUCUAUCGACUUCGGAUACUCAGAAGAUCCAACAAUCGAGGGCCAUCCCAUGUUCUUCAAGAGGCUUGGGGGUGGGGUAUACGGGAGACGCGGCAAGGCGAGACCUCAGUACUGGCAGCGGCGUGAAGUGCAGAAGAAGCAUGGUGUCGAGACUGGUGAGACUGAACAGCAAGGCGAUACUGAGACUCCGGCAGCGACUGUUGAAGAAAUCUAUGCCGUUCUUCGAAAGCUAGGAUACCCAGUCUGA
Molecule: messenger RNA, 753 nt
Organism: Colletotrichum scovillei
Lineage: Eukaryota; Fungi; Ascomycota; Sordariomycetes; Glomerellales; Glomerellaceae
Exons: 1
Coding region: 1-753 (250 amino acids)
Source: RefSeq, a predicted model, not a curated record